Linnemannia hyalina is the source of this 2517-nucleotide messenger RNA. NCBI's taxonomy places the organism in Eukaryota, Fungi, Mortierellomycota, Mortierellomycetes, Mortierellales, Mortierellaceae. The record is from the annotation of a GenBank genome assembly.
AUGCUUCUGCUUGUACCUUCGCACAAGACAGACGAAGAGGGUGUCGGGAAGGAUGCGGCACCUCCCAGCAGAGUCCUCGUCCUCCUAUCCUCCGAUACCGACAUCAGCUCCAAUGUCAUUGUUCCUGACACAGCCAUUACCACUACUCUGGGAACCAACGACACCUUAGAAAUCAUCGCUGGCAACUUUCCACACACCCCGCUCUUCAACCCGGCAGCAUUCUUUACGCAACCCAAACACUCGAGAGACCAUCUCGGCAUUCUUCAGCCCUCUAGACCUGACGACCCUUUUAACGGCUUCCAACAACCCUCUCAACAAUCGAACGUCUAUCGCUCGCAGGAUCACAUGGACGACAGUCGAUCAAGGAGACAGCCCAGCCAACCAGACCAACGUACUCUACAUCCUUACGGCGGUAACAACCCCAACUACAGCCGCGCCCGUCGACAUUCACACACCGGUCUAGUUGAGUUUGAUUACUCAGUAGGGCCUUCUAUCAGCGGUCCACGACUGCGGGCUCGUCAAUCCAUCUCGCUGGCGGCACCAUAUCAACACCAAUCUUUCCGGACACCUCGUCUUCUAAGAGGUGCCUUUAGGAAGGCUAGGAAGGAACAAUCACCUCUUUUGACCUCUGGCGGCUUUGGAACCGACUAUACAAUGCAGAACCCUGCAGAGGAGUGGGAGGGAGACGACAUUUUUCUGCCCUGGAAGACCGUGUCGUCCAUUCCUGAACAACCAUCCUACCCUUCGACAACUCUUGGUUCCACCAACCCAAGGUCGUUGCUUCAUGGAGUUGGAUCCAUUUCGCAUCUCUCAAAUCCUCGAGGAGAACAGCUGGAGGGAGAAAUAAUCAAUAACAAGAGCUAUGCUGACCUCGAUUCGAUCGACUCUGGCGACGACAUUGAAUUGGAUGGGGACGAAAAUAAUAGGGACAGAGAUACGACUGCGAUGACAACCAAGUCUCCCACAAUCCCACCGGUGCCACCCAAGCGAGGACAUCGAGAUUCAUCUGAGUUUGUGGAUGUUGAUGGGCUAUCGGACGAGGAGAUGGCUGCAGACGAAUCCUCCAAGGCACCAACAACAGCGGAUGAGUCUCCCACGAAUAGUAAAGCACGAGUGGACCAAUGGUUGAAGGAUGGUAUGGAUAAUAAGACACUGGAUCGAGCAGACUUGGAGAUUGAUUUGGAGAACAGCUUGGAUGCCGACAUGAACACGAUCCUUGGAAUGGCGUCGGAUAUGGAGCUGGUGAUGCCCAAGUUUGACGACAACUACCUACAGGACUUGAACACAGAGCCGGCGUUGACUGCUUUCACGAGAGGACGCUCUUCUUCUGCGUCGAAUGCUGUGUCCCCUUCCUGCUCACACUCAUCCUCGACCACUAUCACCUGUAUUUCUUCCCACUCCUCUCCAUCACAAUCGACGGCCACCGGCUUUCCUGGACCAACGAUUCUUGCCCAUGGAGGAUCGUCGCCUUUGCAGUCCAACACCACUGGCCAACGAACGACAGAACAGCCCUCUGCGGGCCAAGACCUUUCUAGUUUCCACCGUGACAUUGAUAUCUUGCGCCGACACCGAGAAGGGUUGAAAGGGAGCCCCGAACUACCAACUGAGACUUCGAAUCCUAGACUACCAUCCCUCUUGAACUCGUCCUCCUGUGGUUCAAACCCGUCCACCCUGUCAUCAUCAGCCUCGCCUCCCUCUUCGACAACUGACGAACAAGGCAUGCCAGCGUCUCAGGGCCCCAUCUAUUUCAAUCCUUCUCACCACAACCUGGCCAACGAAUCCGCACCAGGCGAGCAGCACCCACACCAGAAUGUGAUGAUUAUCCAGUCAAACCAAUGGACCAUGGACAACAACAAGGGUGUAACUACAGGGACCAGAGUCUUCCCACAGUCGAUGGGUAUACGAAGGAAUGAGGGGAAUCAUAUCUACAUGGUUCGAGAAUGCUCACCGACACCUUCUCCACCACCUCUUCUCGACAAGAGCGCCAUCAUGACGACACACAAUAUAUCGCUGGCCACUGCCAACAUGAAUGUGUUGACGCCACAGGAGGUGCAAGAGGACUAUUACACAAGGCGGAAUAUGCGACUCAACCGGCAGCGACAGCGCCGAAGGAGUUCUGCUGCGGUUGCGGGGGCAGCAGAAGCGGUAGCAGCAACGGCGACGACAGGUGGGGCGAGUGGAGAGAGCAGGUCACUCCGGUUAGAGGGGGUCUCACCCUUGGCCUCGACCAGUUCGUCGUCGUCGUCCACUUCUUCCCGCUCGGCGUCUGUCCAUGGGUCAGAUUUGAUCCACCCCCUCGAUAUCAACUACAGCAACAACAACAACAAAUCCAUUGUACCAGUACCGGCGAUUAGUGCGACCCUGCUUCCGAUGUCGUAUUACAUUCCCCCCAGCGCGUUUCGAACAGAGGCGGCAGUUGCGGCGGAGAGGGAGAGGGAGAUGGGGCGGAAACGGAAGGAAGAAGAAGAGGCCCUCAAGAAUUCUUUCCUAGUUUUCCCUUCACCCACCCUCUUGUGA